Cryptomeria japonica (Japanese cedar) is the source of this 1304-nucleotide messenger RNA. Its product is annotated as lipid phosphate phosphatase gamma. Gene Ontology annotation, cellular component: intracellular membrane-bounded organelle; endoplasmic reticulum membrane. Gene Ontology annotation, molecular function: dolichyldiphosphatase activity. Gene Ontology annotation, biological process: lipid biosynthetic process; protein N-linked glycosylation. The transcript has a single exon. The record is from RefSeq and is a predicted model, not a curated record. Lineage: Eukaryota; Viridiplantae; Streptophyta; Pinopsida; Cupressales; Cupressaceae. The coding region runs from base 365 to 1045 and encodes 226 amino acids.
UCCCUCGUCAGUAUUCCGUUAGAGGUUGCCUCUCCCUUGCACUAUUUAAAAGCAUUUGGAGAAGUUCCAACGGCAUUUACAGCCACUUGAUUUUAUUUUAUUUGAUGAUUGUCGUUGCGACGACCUGUUUUAUUGUUCGGAUUACGUGAGAACUUGUGCAACCUCUUAGGUCAGGAGUCGUCAGGUUGCAUUUGUCCACAUUGACGGAGAUCUAGGUUUAACACCCAAUUGACGAAUUUGGCCAGGUCGGUUUUUUGGUCCGUAUGCAUCUGAUUUGCGAUAUUGUAUUUGAUUAUAACUAGGUGGAGUUCAAGUUCAGUGAAUUGGGGCCUUAAGAUUUGCAGCUCUUUGCUUUCAAGGAACAAUGGCCUUGAAAGCAAUAACUUUAACGCAUGUAAAAUAUGAGACAGGAGACAAACUGGGCCAUUUCCUGGCAUGGGUUUCCCUUCUCCCUGUAUUUAUCGGCCUUGGUGGCUUUGUGACACAUUUCCUAUUCAGAAGGGAGCUUCAAGUAAUUUUUUUUGCAUUGGGCAUGCUCAUUUCAGAGUUCCUGAAUCAAUUUAUAAAGAAAUCAGUGCAACAGGCUCGGCCAGAGACAUGCCUAGCAUUGGAGAUGUGUGAUUCCCAUGGAUGGCCCUCAAGUCAUUCCCAGUUCAUGAUGUUUUUUGCUGUGUAUCUUGGUCAUCUUGCUUACAGAGGACUCGGUCUUUCAGGAAAAGGAACUAGGCUCACGGUUGGUCUCCUGCCUUGGCCCUUUGCGUUUCUAACUAUGUAUUCGAGAGUCUAUUUGGGUUACCACACGGUAGGGCAGAUCUUUGCAGGAGGGCUUUUGGGGCUCUUUUUGGGUACCAUUUGGUUUUGGUUUGUGAAUUCUGUACUUGUUCACACAUUCCCAGUGCUUGAAAGCACCCCCAUUUGUGAAUUCCUUUGCAUUAAGGACUCUUCCCAUAUACCAGAUGUGCUGUAUUUUGAGUAUCAGAAUGCCAGGGCAGCUAGGAAGGCAAUGAUGGAUGCCAAGAGUGGUAAGAAGGAAGCUACUGAUUGAAGAAUCUAUACAUACACAGGUGCUGUUAUAAUGCUUUAGUUGCCUCACGGUUCCAUUGAAUUAUUUUGGGAUAAUUCAUAGAUAAUAUUUUAUGAGAAACGGCUUUAUAAAGUAAAUAGCUAAUUUUACUACAUGCUGAAAAAUUACAAUUGAAUUCCUCUGGGAAGUAGAUAUUUAUGCGUUUUAUCUACCGUACUCAAAACGAUGUCUUGCUCACUUUUCUUUUAACAGUAUCUCUAUGUACUCAUAACUUCUUGUA